This is a messenger RNA of Aegilops tauschii subsp. strangulata, 1482 nucleotides long. RefSeq lists its product as uncharacterized. Lineage: Eukaryota; Viridiplantae; Streptophyta; Magnoliopsida; Poales; Poaceae. The record is from RefSeq and is a predicted model, not a curated record.
CAGGAGUUGUUGGAGCAGCAGGUGGGGCAAUAUCACAUCCUACCCAACAUGCAGCAGGAGAGGAAUGAUACAAGAUGUCUGCCACAUUCUCGCUGCCCCGGCCUCCUCUCUAAUAAAACCUAAAAACCCAACGCCUCUCCACAUUCAAACGCUCGAACCAAACCAGUCCGAGAGUCCAAACCCCUCCACUCCACGGACACUACCAUCUCAACAGAAAAGUUGAGAGCAAAGUUGAAAGCAAUCAAAGACCAUCGGCGAGGAGCCGGCGCGGCAAUGGGGAGCGCGACCAAGAUCAUGAGGGCGGCGCUCCACGCCUUCUUCUCGCACUACCACCCGGCGGCCUCCGCGGCGGCGCUGCUCGCGCUUCCAUUCUCCGCCGCCGCGCUCCUCUCCCGCUCGCCCGCGGCGUCCCUCCUCCCGCCGCUCUCCCUCCGCCUCCGCCGCGUCCUCGUCGCCGCGGGGUUCCCGCCGGCGUCCCAGCUCCUCUUCCUCCUCAACCACAAGCUGUCGCAGUCCGUCUUCUCCUUCCUCGCCACCCUGCCCUUCUCCCUCUCCUUCCUGCUCCUCGCCAAGGCCUGCGCCGUGCGCGCCGUGCAGGCGCCCCCGCCGCCGCAGAAGCAGCGCCACCACGAGCUGUCAGCGCUUCCCGCGUCGUGCCACCGCUACCCGGCGAUGGCGCGGACGCAGCUCGCCAACUUCGCGGCGCUCCUGCUCGCCAACGCGGCCGUGUUCGCCGCGCUGCUCGCGGCCUUCAAUGCCGCGGAGGCGCUGCGGCUGGGCUCCGACGGCAGGGCCGUGCUGGCGCUCUCGGCCGUGGGCGUCAUCGUCUACUCCGUCGCGCUCGCCAACGCCGCCGCCGUCUGCAACCUCGCCACCGUCGUCGCGGCCGCCGAGGGCCGGGGCGGCUGCCACGCGGUCCUCAAGGCGCUGCUGCUCGUCCGGGGCGACGCCGCCACCGCCGUCGCCGUGGCGCUGCCGGCCAGCCUCGCCACCACCGCCGUGGAGGGGCUGUUCCAGCUCAGAGUCAUGAAGCUGUACAUGAUCGACGGCAGGAUAAGCUCGGCCAUGGUUUGCGAAGGGCUCCUGAUUGCCUACAUUCACUCCAUGAUCUGUGUUCUUGACACCGUCAUCACCUUCAUGGUCUACCAGACCUGCAAGGCCACCCACUAUUCUCGUGAUCUGUUGGAGUUGGAAGAGAAAGGGGAUUUAAUUGCCUGAUGAAUAUCUUAAGAGUCUUACUUAAUCACUAGAGAGCCUGGAGCACAAACCUCUCCUGCAUGAUGAUGGUGAUGCUCAUUGCUAUUUUUUUUUUAAAUCUAGUUUUUUUAUCCUUUUGUUAAUGCUGGUUCUGGGGACAUAGGUGCUGUUAGUAUAAUUAGGAAGGUGCAUCAGGUCCAUUAGAUGGCUAAGGAGGUCAAUCUGUAAAUAAUUGGAAAACUGGGGUUACCAUAAAGAUUUGUUAUCCAUCAGACUUUGGUUAAA